Messenger RNA from Salvia hispanica, 1153 nucleotides. RefSeq lists its product as uncharacterized. The record is from RefSeq and is a predicted model, not a curated record. Gene Ontology annotation, molecular function: ubiquitin protein ligase activity. NCBI's taxonomy places the organism in Eukaryota, Viridiplantae, Streptophyta, Magnoliopsida, Lamiales, Lamiaceae.
AAACACUUUUUCUCCCUAACACCUCCAAGAAUCAACAGUGUUUGCUUCCUUUCAAAAACCACUUUUAAUUCAAAAUUUUCAUAAAACAUUUCAUCUCUCCUCAUUUACACUCUAGUGGAGCCUCAGAAUUGAAAACACUGAAGAGGCUAAUUAAUGUGAAUGAUGCCUCAAGUGAAUAGAGAGCACAAGAGAGGCAGAAAACAAGAAAGGCAACAGCAAGUAGCCAAUGGAGCUGAAUCAAGAACCCCUUCCAAGAAGAAGAGGUUCAUGUUUGUGAAGCUUAAAGGGCUGGGUUGUAAAGGGGCGCCGAUGACAGCACCGGCGAUCAUAAGGUCGGCGGCUGAGUGGGAAGCUAAGGGUGCAAGAAAUCAGAAGAAGAGGAAACCUUUGCAUAAUCGACGGAACCUGGAUAAUGUUGUCGUUGAUGUUCCUGAUGUGUGUUGUACGCCUCCCGGAAUCGGCAUUGCUUCGGACGUUGCACCUCGAGCUAGGAACCAUGCACCACAGAGAAAGCAUUUGCGAGAAGCACGAAGAAACGAUGAUGAUGCAGCUGCUGAAUUUCCGGGGGUUUUAUCAGUCGGGAUCGGGUCAAGAACUUCUCACCGUUCUGCUGAAGAAAUCAUUGAGAUGCUGAUGGCCCGACAAGCUCUGCUGCCCGGAAGAAUACUCCGGCAACGUGACCGGUAUCAGGAGUGGAGGCUCGACGUGGAUGAUAUGUCGUAUGAGGAGCUGCUUAAUUUAGGCGACAAGAUCGGGUACGUAGGCACUGGGUUGCAGGAAGCAGAGAUAUCCAACUGUCUGAAGAAAUUCAAACAUAUCAACAAAGACUGGGAAUGCAGCAUUUGCCAGGAGAAAUGCAAGGUGGAUGAUGAAAUAGGAAUGCUUGAAUGUGGUCAUCAUCAUCAUGUUGAAUGCAUAAAGCAGUGGCUUCUACACAAGAAUGCAUGCCCUGUCUGCAAAUCUGCUGCCCUGCGUGACAAGUCUAAUUGAGCAAAGGCUGUUUUUCGACCUUUGUGUGCCCGAAAGAUUUCUCACCUUUUUUCCAUGACUUUUUACUUGUGUGCUUCUGGCAGAGAUUGCCUAUUGUAAUGCAUAAUUAAGCAGAUUUUGCUCCCUAUAUCAUAAUUCAAUAUUUUGCAGCAAAUAAUCUCAA